Messenger RNA from Penicillium soppii, 3474 nucleotides. RefSeq names its product RTP1/Tango6 family protein. The coding region runs from base 1 to 3474 and encodes 1157 amino acids. Gene Ontology annotation, biological process: protein secretion. The record is from RefSeq and is a predicted model, not a curated record. NCBI's taxonomy places the organism in Eukaryota, Fungi, Ascomycota, Eurotiomycetes, Eurotiales, Aspergillaceae. The transcript is spliced from 3 exons.
AUGGAAGAGGAGCAGCGGGUUCUAAAUGCGUUUGGCAUUGCUAACGACUUCUUGACACCAGUCCUAGACCGAGAAGAAAUAAAAAAAUCUCAGGGAAAAUCUUUGCUUCAGAUCCUCAGUCAGAGUUCCAAUUAUGAUGGCGCUGGUGAUGGUGAUGAUAUCAACAGACCCAGAGUCAUCAACAAGGCCUUGGAUGUCUUGAUCGGUAUCCAUGAAGCCUUCGUAUUGCCCGGCUCACAUAAUGUGUCUCAGCAGUCCUAUUCCGAGGUGGCAGACUCACCUAUUGAAGAUGCUAAGCGCCGUCGAAUGUUGCAUGCAUUGCUGGACCUCAUUUCCUUGGAAGGAAUAUAUCCUUCACUGUCUUCUGGCGUUGGAAUUCCUUUGCAGCAACGUGUGAUCUCAGUUUUACCCGCGGGUAUCAUUGCAAAGAAAUCGCAUACGGCCACCAGUAGCGUACCGUAUAAUGAGCCACUUUUGCGUCGCAUCAUUGGUGUUUUGCUAGACAUUCUCAACGACCCUCGUCCAAGCAUACAGUCCAUCGUACGCAGUCGUAUCCUGAGUGAUGUAAUCAGUGGCACCUCCGACCUUGCUUUUAAUCCAAUGCUUGAGGGAUCUUCUGAUCAAAAAGAUCUACAAUUAGCUUUGGCCAAGAUUGUUGGAGACACCCCUACUACUAUCUUACUGCCUACAUUGUCCAGCUUUCUUCAGUCAGACACCAGUCAAUGGUUCAAGUCAACAAUCUCCGGUCAAAUCUCACAUCUUCCGCUACGACCAGGCGGAGUGAUACAAACUAUUAUGUUCAUUGCAUCACAAUUUUCCCCGUCCCUUGGCCAAGAGGCGCAGGACCAAUCCAAUGGGCCGCGACUGACUGUGCAGGCUAUCAUGCAAGUUUCGCGUCUUCUAUCCUCCGUGCCACAAGAUGUUGACCCGAAUGUUUAUUUCGAGACAAUUGCUCCGCAACUAUUAGCUCUGAUGGACGGCGAAGACCCAGAUCUUCGAAAGGCUGCUUCAUACGUAGUGGGCAAUGGAAUUUUGGGCAAACGCGCAUAUGGGGCCGUUGGAACCAUUGGUCAUUCAAUAUUCGUGGAGCCAAUCUUCAACGCACUUACUGCAGAGCUUGAACCAAAGUCAAAGAAAUGGAUGGCGCGAUUUACAGAUGUUGAAGGAUCUAUGCCACUUUUUGCAGAAAUCGAUCCCGCGUCCAAUGUCUUAGUGGAUGGCACCACGGUUGAUCUGGCAUUGGAAAGGUUGAGAUGCCUGACAUUGCAACAUCCAAAUCCUAGUGUGGUAAAACGACUUAUUCAACCCAUUCUUCUUCCAUUAUGGGGGUUGGUGUGCUUCUCUAAAGAAGAGCAACUACCAGGCCCAUUCCAUGAACGUGUUCUCCCCCUGCUCCAAACAUUCUUUGGCAUCUCUGUCGGUUUCCCGCCCCUGAAAAAGCUUGUUGAUAAUCUUCUCUGGGAUGGAGGAGUGAACUGGACAUACUCCCAGAUUGCGGAUUCACAAAUUGCAUUGACAAAGAGGAACGGCCCAAGUGGUGAUCAUUCCAACUUAAUCCGACUGAUGGAUUCCCUGCAAAUAAGAGCAGAGCUUUUUGUCAGCCUUAUUGGCUCUGAUCCUAGCAGCGAAGAGAGAACUGGUGAUAUUUUCCUUUAUGUCAGCGAAAACUGGCUGGUACGACCCCGCGUGUCUCAGGAGUCUCCCAACGUGCUUGAAAGAGUGCCUGUUGGUGAAAAUGAAAACAUUACUCAAAAGCUUGUCAGUGCUAAAGUUGCAGAGAAGCUACUUGACAACUUUAAAGAAGCAUUGACUCGACGCCCUCUGCGCGUUCUGGAGCUCAUAAAGCAUGUGGUGGACGGGGAGUUGUAUAGACUCAAGUCUCAAUCAACAUCGCGACAGGGCAAAGUGUCCCUUUCGUCUUUAUCCAACAUUGUGGACAAGGCGGACGAUGAAACGGAAGAGUCAGCAAAUGAUUCAACAGAGUCCCUCUCAACGGCAUUCAGCCUUUUAUCAACUCUUCUUGCCUCCGCUGAAUUUUCGCCUACUGAAGAAAUAUUGCCACUCCUUUCAUCGCUGAAAAAGGAUAUUGAUCAGCUUAUACCACUGCUUCCUGUAACGCUCUCUAAACCCGGAGUCACGUCGUCAUUGCUACUGGAAAUCCAACUUGCGACCCCAGACAAGCCUGCAACAAAACCAGUGUCGGCUCACACUCGGGACCUGGAAACUUAUCGCCAGGCAAUGGCCAAUCUCAGCUCAGAUCUACCACCAGUCAAGGCAGAAGGCAUGUUCCUCCUGGAAAAGCUUAUCAUGACAUCCUCGCCGGUCAUCGACGUUAGCGUGGCCCUCGGGUGGAUGAUAUUGAUCGUCACGGAUACUUCAGGAACGUCCGAAGAUGAGACAUACAAUCACAAAGCUGCAGUUAGCAUCAUUGGCAAGCUGGCAUCACGCCACCCGCGCACAGUGAUCAAGACCUUAGCCGACGAUUAUGCCGACAGACCACAGAAAAGAACAUUGAAUCAAAGACUCAUGAUCGGCCAGGCAAUGGUCCAGUCGGUUCAAAAUGUGGGUGCCGCACUGUCCGGUGAGACAGCAAAGAUCCUUGGGGAAACUCUCAUUGCCGUCGCUGGACGACGGGGAACCGUACGUCGAGCUACAGGAACUACCAAAAUCAGUGGCAUUACAUCGGAAGAGGAGGAAAACAAAAAGGCUUCAAUUGAAGAACAGGAGGAAAAAGAAGAUGAAAUGCCUGAAGGCUGGUCCAUCUCGUCUGAGGUCGCCAAAGCUGCUACGGAGCUGGAAUCUCCCGACAGCGAUUCCGACGAUGAAACGGAAGAGCAGAAAGCGUAUGCCGCCAAAGUCGUCGCUGCAUGGGCUGCCGGUGCAUCUGCAGACGACAAACCCGACGACCUUCGCGCCCGCGCAUCUGCCAUUUCCAUUCUGGGUACCGGUAUAAGCACUAACAUCAUCGGACUCGGUUCGACGACUGUCUCAUCCGCCAUCGAUCUCGCUCUGUCGGUCCUCACUCUUGAAACUGCACCCGAGAGUGCCAUCAUCCGCCGCGCAAGUGUGAUCUUGAUCCUCGACACACUGAAAGCCCUCGAGACAGCGCGAGAGACACUGGGGCAAGAUGUAGGAUUUGGCUUCUCCCUUUCGGAUAAUGACACUUUUGCGUCCCCGUGUGGCUCCGGUUUGCGCGAGCAGUCCACCAUUGGCAACAUUCCAGCUAUGUUACGCACACUUUGCUUUGUCGAGAGCCGGGAGAAAGACGGGCUCACUCGGCAACACCUCCGAGAUUUGGUUGAGAGCUUGGAAGCCUGGACUGAGAAGUCUUUGCUGUGGGGCAUUGGUGCUCACGAGGGUCAGCGUACAAUGGAUCCGAGCUUUGGACUCAGAGGCAGGAUUGCGGGUCUUCGUUUUGACCCUAUGGCUAGAGUGGAAAACAGUGGACGCUCACGCAUUGAAGAGCUCGAGUGA